AUGCUGGCGCCGCUGCUGGAGUACUGCGUGGAGCAAAUCGCGCUGGACGGCGAGGCAGGCACGGACAUGGCGCGGUUAUUUGCGAUGGUCGACGCGCAUAUCACCGAGCGGACCGGGAUGCCGCCAAAGAUGGACGACACGUACAAAGCAUACCUGUGGAAAGCCAUGCUUGCACACCCCGCCGUGCGCCUCGGCACGGUCCAUGCGCCGCACGCGGAGGCCAAGCACGCGGCGCGCGUAUCUGUGCACGGAAAAAGCAAAUCCACAGGCAUUGUGGCGCCUACGCCGCUGGACAAACACGGUGCACAGCUUGGGCCCUUGCACACGCGCUACGGCGAGGCGCUGCGCCUGUAUUUGGACGCGGAUGUGGUGCGGCGCGUCGUCACCGGCACGGACCUGCGCACGUUUCUCUCUGAUGCGGCGUACACGGUUCUGCAGCUUGUAUGCCGCGCGCGCGAGAACGGGAUGACUGUCGUUGCGCUGGGCGCCGCUACGGCCUACGACCAAAAAACCGUCUUUUACCUGGUCAAAACGCUGGUCGAGCGCGAUCUUGUCGCCAAGUUUUCGGCGCCGGAGAUGGGCCACGUGUCGAACUAUGUCGUGGACAAGCGGUAUCUUGCGCAGAAUCCCCAGUGGAGUGCCCAGCAAGCGGCGCAGACGGCGAUCGGCGAGCCUGUGUGGGUCACGACAGAGCGCCUGGCGCUCUUGGAGAGCGGCGCGCAGCACGACGAAAAAGAUACCGGCGACAGGGCGCCUGAUGCACGAGCGGACGGGCUUGAGGACGUCGAGGACGCCGCCGCGGCGCCGCGCCUGCCGCCCGCGCUCUACGAGCACGAGGACGAGAUGCUCGCAUACCCCCUCCUCAGCGAGGAACAGAGCAAUGUAUGGCUGCACUCGCGCCAGGACCUCUUGACGCAGCGACUCCACCGCUUGCUCGAGCGCUCGCCGCAGCACACGACGCCGCGCGCAUGGCUCGCACUGCGCCUCGGCCUGCGCCCGUGCAGAGGCCUGAAGCGCGCAUUUAUCACCUACCUGAACCGCUUUGUGCACGCGGGGCUGCUCGAGCGCGUGCAGGUGCAGCUGGGCAAUUUAUCGCCGCUGUACGUGCGCGCGACGCCCCAAGGCCUCGCCCAGCGCCUCGUCCUGCACACGGACGCUCCGCCUGCCGCGGAGACGUUGCCGCGUUGGGCGCUGCAGCGCGAGCGGACGAUUGAGUGGCAGCUGCACCGUGCCGUUGGCGAUGCGGGCAUCGGCGGAUGCACGAUGCAGAAUCUUGCGGCGCAUUUCGGCGCGUCCCACGAGAUCAAGCGGAUGAUGGAGCAGAUCCUUGGACGCCAAGCCGCCGCGCCAUACUCGCCAUGGACGCUCUGCGCGCCGUUCGAGCAACAAGGGCGCGAGCGGCGCAUCCGGUACUAUACCUUUUGCCAUUUCUGCGAAAAGUGCGCAAAAGACGAGAUCGACGUGGGCGUCGCGCUGGGGUACGCAAACGAGGCGGCGCUUGCGCUUGCGAGCGCGCCGGUGCCCACGAGCCUGCCCGGCGAAGCGCACUUUACGAGCGCGGAAGCGUACCAAAGCGCCGUGCACGGCGCGCAGAUGCACACACUUGGCUUCUUUCGCGACGUGAGCGGCCCCGUGCCCCUGUCGCAAAAGCGCAAAGCAAACAUCGACCCCCUCACUGGCCAAGCGAAGCGCGGCCGGCCGCGCAAAGUGGCACAGGAGCCAGCGGUGGAGGCAGUUUGCGCACCGCACGACGCUGCACCGCACGACGCUGCGCCGCAGCAAGACACGCGCACCGCAGUGCCGCCCAUACCUCCUGCGCCACGCAAGAACCUCACGCUGUUCCACCGCAGCGCCGCGCUCCAAAGCAUUGUGCACCGCCACGGCGGCGCCAUUGACACGCUUGAUAUUGCGCGUCUGUGCAAAGAAAGCAGCACGCAUCUCGACUUUUCCGACCGCACGACGCGCGCCAAAGUAGUCGCGUUUGCCACGCAGCACGGCCUGCUGAACACCACGCGCACACAGCGCCACGCGGACGAAGCACACAGGCAGCGCACGAUUUUGUACGACCCUGAUAUAACGCCGUCUGCACUGCAAACGUUUGUGCAGGCCGUCGCGGCGGGCGACGCUGGCUGGGACGGCAGCGCCCGGCGCAUGAAACGCGCCGCGAUCACGGCCGACGACGCGGGCCUUGCCGCGCCAUCGAUGCCGACGACGUUGCCGUGGGCCACUGCGGAAAAGGUGGCGCCGGACGCGGACCCUAUGGACGACCUUGGCACGCAGCGCGCAUUUGCGCGUCUUUCGCACGUCCUGCGGCAGUACUAUGGCUUCCCCUUUGGCCGCGCCGCGCGCCUCCGUCUAUUCCACGAGGCGGCAUUCGGCGCGGCGCGCCACCACACGGUCCCGCUCGCAUGGUUCUGGACCAAAGCCACCCUCUGGACCUACAUUGCGCUCAUCCCCGUCCGCCUCCAGACCCAAGCGGUGCUGCGUGCGGUUACGAAUCCCACGAUGCUCAACACGCCGCUCGAGGCGCUGCCCGAGAUGCUGGCACAGCGCCUCGGCGUCGGCCGCCAGAAGACCUACACGCCGCGCUUCCAACGCUAUGCCGCACAGCUGUGCACUUUGGGCCUCGCCGAGAUGGCGCCCGACGCAACGCUCCAGCUCGCCACCGCGGCCACCCUCGAGGGCCAGUCCUAUGCGCUGCACACGCUCGACGAGGCGCGCGCCUUUUGGUCGGCGCUGCGCGCCGCACACGCACCGCUUCCGCUCCCGAUGCUGCACAGCACCCACGCAUGGCAGGAUAUGUUCCAGCUCAAGCGCCAGCAAAAAGCGUUCCUGCGCCGCUACCGCACCGAGACGCCGUGCACACCCGCACUGCUGGCACGCCUUGCUGCUACCAUAUUUGCGCCGUACGACGCGGUAGAGGCCUUUUUUGCGCACGCGCCCAAAUCCAAACCCCUCGCCGCGAUUCUCGCGCAAAAAGUCGCGGACCGCCGCGCAGCGCGCGAGUCGACGUGGGAUGCAGCACUCGCCGAGGAGCGCGCACAGGAAGCACUGCCAAGCGCACGGCGCGAGACGCUCGAGCGCCUCCUUGCCCACCAAAAGACGCGCUACCUGGGCGGCAAAACGAGCUGCACCGUGGACGAGCUGCGUGCCCAGAUACGCUCCACGAUUGCCGCACAGCGACGGCACACCAAGCCGCGCAUGGUGCGCCGCCGAGAACACAACGCCAUCGCAUGGAGUGCACAGCACCAGGACACCCUGCGCGAUGCGUACGUCAUUCUGCACCACCGCCAUCUGCACGGCGCGCCGCUGGACUGGACCGCACUCUUGCAGUGCAUUCGCGCGGACCCUGCGUACGCCGAGCAUGCGAGCGCCGCGUGGAAUACAUGGCGCGCGCGCCUGAAACAGCUCGCGAGCGCGCCCGACGAGCAGGUGUACCUCCUGCUGCUGGAGCGCGCAUGGGGCGCGGUGCUGAAGGAUGCACACGUGCGUGGCGCGCUCGAUGCAUCGACCUUUCCGAGCAUGACGGAGCUCGAUCUCGUGCGCGAGAUUGCGUACCUGCGUGCGCAUGUCCAGAAAGAGACGCUGAUGGCGGAGCAUGCCGCGGAGGCCAAGCGCACGAUGCUGCCCUAUGUGGUCUCGCCGGCGUAUGCGGCGCGCUGGCAGCCGAUGCUGAAGCGCGCGUCGCUUGCGCUUCCCAACGAGACGCUGCCGAUGGUGCAUCGACUGCACAUGCAGCGUGCACAUGCAUUUAGCACAUCCAUGUACGCCUUUGCCCACGACAGAGACAAGCGCGCGGUGGGAGCACGCGCCGGCGUGUACGACGCCGCGGUCAAGAUGCUUGCAGAGACCGGCAAUGCUGCGUGGCGCACAUGCCUUGACGAAGAUCUGCUUGAGGCGGGAUUGGCGCGGAUGCUGGCGCAGAAAAUGGUGCGCUUUGUCGAGCGCGGCGAGCGGCGUGCCCUUGCGUUUACCGACGAGUUCCUGCGGCUGCUCCAUGCGCCGCUUUCGCAGACACAGGCCGCGGCUGCCGCGGCGGUGCAUGCGCUGCCGCUGCAUGCACAUCCCGCGGCGUCCGAGGGCGAGACGGCGGCGUGGAUCCAGCUGCUUGCAGACGGCGCGGUACGUCCGACGCUCGAUACUGCACCGCUCGGUGCACUGCGCCAGCGCUCGCAGCUCAAUGCACGCACGCUGGACGAUGUCGAGACAGAGUGCUCGGUCGCGCUGGCGCGUACCAAGGCACUGCCGGCGCCUGUGGCGUGCAAUGCACCCUGUGUGUGGCCCACGGGGCGCCUCGCGCACGGUUUGCUGCGCUCGGCGCUCGAGCGUGCCGGGCCAGACGGUCUUCCUGUAGCACAGUUGGCGCCGAGCAUGCACGAUGCGGCACGCAAUGCGCUCGAGGCACACGAGGUGCUUGUUACGGGCUACGAUACCUCGCGCCUCGUCCUUGCCGAGCACGCCGAGGCAUGGGCGGUCCCGCUGCUCGAGCACGGCCACACCUUUCCGCGUACUUGGCGCGAUGUGCAUGGCAAUGUGAACGAGCAUGUAUGGCGGCAGAGGCUUGCAUUGGUGCUUGCAUGGGUCACUGCGCGCCCGGGACUUUCGUUUGCGCACCUGCUGGUGCAGCUGGGCGGCUCAGUGGAUCGUGCAGAGCUAUGGGAGCUGAUGUGCGCAAGUGCAGAGACUGGGCGGAUUACAGUGCGGCCAUACGGCGGAGACUACCGGCUCUGCAGCGAUGCGGAGAUUGCGCUGGAUGUGGGCGAUGGUGCGUACUGGUUCCAGGAUGCAGAGAGUGUGUAG
This is a messenger RNA of Malassezia vespertilionis, 4800 nucleotides long. Its product is annotated as oxalate--CoA ligase. Gene Ontology annotation, biological process: transcription initiation at RNA polymerase III promoter; 5S class rRNA transcription by RNA polymerase III. The record is from RefSeq and is a predicted model, not a curated record. Gene Ontology annotation, cellular component: transcription factor TFIIIC complex. Lineage: Eukaryota; Fungi; Basidiomycota; Malasseziomycetes; Malasseziales; Malasseziaceae. Gene Ontology annotation, molecular function: DNA binding. Bases 1 to 4800 code for a protein of 1599 amino acids. The transcript has a single exon.